This is a messenger RNA of Penicillium argentinense, 1866 nucleotides long. RefSeq names its product hybrid sensor histidine kinase/response regulator. The transcript is spliced from 2 exons. Gene Ontology annotation, molecular function: phosphorelay sensor kinase activity. Gene Ontology annotation, biological process: phosphorylation; phosphorelay signal transduction system. The record is from RefSeq and is a predicted model, not a curated record. The coding region runs from base 1 to 1866 and encodes 621 amino acids. Lineage: Eukaryota; Fungi; Ascomycota; Eurotiomycetes; Eurotiales; Aspergillaceae.
AUGUCAUUUGAUUUCAAUUCGGAAAUCACUGCACAGCAGCUGGCCGAUAUCUUGCCGAACGGCAUUGCCAUACUCAAUCAUCGAUAUGAGUCAAUCUUUGCGAGCCGCCAAUUCCAGAAGCUGAUACCAUGCCCCAACGCCGAUUUUCGUGAGUGUUGGCUCCGCUCCGUUCACGUCGACGAUUACGAUCGAGCUGCUGCUGGACUCCGGGACGCCGCAAGAGAUCGAAAAGCGCUUCACAUUGAAUACCGCACCCUCGACCCAAAAAACAGUGAAAAUGGUGGGUAUGUUUGUACAGUCGCAGAUAUAACCUCACAAAAGAAUGCUGCGAUUGUCCAGCGAAAGGCAGUCGAGGCAGCGCAGGAGUCCAAGGAGCAACAGGAGCGAUUCAUCGACAUGAUCAGUCACGAAAUACGAAAUCCUCUCUCGGCUAUAUUACAUUGCACUGAAGACAUCCUCGAAGCAGUGCACGAUAAGAAAGGGUCCGAUAUCUCGAGGCACGACAUUGCCGAGUCCGCGGAGACAAUCGGUCUCUGCAUCGCCCAUCAAAAGAAGAUAGUGAAUGAUGUUCUUACUUUUUCAAAACUCGAUGCCUCAAUGCUAUCACUCUCACCGCGCAGUGUACAACCGAAACAAGCCCUUACCAGCCCACUUGCGAUCUUCCGACCCGAGACCCGCAAGCAGCAUAUUCAUUUUGAUUAUGUAGCCGAUAUAUCUUACGACACAUCAAAAAUUGAUUGGGUGAUGGCGGACCUAGAUCGAAUGGGCCAGGUCCUAGUCAACUUGCUUUCGAAUGCGAUCAAAUUCACCUCCCAAUCGAAGGACGAGCGAUUAAUCCGGGUUUCGAUAGGGGCGGCGAUAGACAGGCCAACCUCUUACCCCCCGAACGUGGUCUUCUUCGAAUCAGGAAAGGAGGCAUUGAAAGAAGAUGGGACAGACAACUGCGAGUGGGGAUCUGGUGAUGUUGCGUACAUUAUGGUCGCUGUCAAGGACUCGGGUAUUGGCAUUAGCGACCAUGCCCAGAAAAAUCUCUUCAAGCGUUUCAACCAAGCAACUCCUAAGACCGAGAGCGUUUACGGCGGCUCAGGCCUGGGUCUGAAUGUGUGCCGAAAGCUUUGCCACCUACACGGGGGUGAAAUUGGGGUGAGCUCAAGAGAAGGACAUGGGAGUACCUUUGGCUUCUUUUUCAAAGUGCGCCGGAGUUCCAAGCCAGCAGAUGGCACACCGGGCCGGCAAAGUACCUCUCAAAUGGAUCAAUUGGCCGCCGAUAUCCAAGUUCUGGGGAAUGAAAUGAGUGGAGUGAACCGAACAACCGAGGAACCUGUGAUCUCAAAGAACCCAGCCGUGAAGAGGGCUGGAGAGUCAGAGCUCGGCCCCCUCGAUGAUGACAGGACGACGCAUACAGGAAUUCUGGCGAGUCAGGUCACGGAUGAAAAGGCCGACCGCGAUCGGCGAAGGUCGUCGCGUAGCGAAGAGGGUGACACAAACAACCGUGUUCUUCUGGUUGAAGAUAAUAUUAUCAACAGACGGGUUCUUUCGCGAAAGUUGAGAUCUGCAGGAUUCCAGGUUUCAGAGGCAUGCAAUGGGCAAGAAGCGGUGGAUUCUGCCCAGCUUCACGACUUUGACUGCAUAUUAAUGGAUCAAGAGAUGCCCGUGAUGAAUGGCUGUACAGCCGCAAGAGCAAUCCGUGAUUUGGAGAAAGAUAGCUCUGGGCAUGUUCCGAUACUUGGAGUCACAGCGAAUGUUAGAGCGGAUCAGGACGCCGAAAUGCUUGAUGCUAAGAUGGAUGAUAUCAUUCACAAGCCAUACAGCAUCGGAGAGUUGGUUCAAAAGAUAAACAGCAUGGUAAAGCACUCCGGAAGCUAA